Messenger RNA from Maudiozyma saulgeensis, 993 nucleotides. The record is from the annotation of a GenBank genome assembly. NCBI's taxonomy places the organism in Eukaryota, Fungi, Ascomycota, Saccharomycetes, Saccharomycetales, Saccharomycetaceae.
AUGUUUAAGUCUGUCGAGUUGUUGAAAAGUUUGAGUCAUUUCAAGUAUCAUAGACAAUUUGAUUUAAACUCUGUGUGGCCAUCAGGUCGCCGAUCGGCAGUUUUAGUGUUGUUAUUCAUUGGAUCUAGAGGUGAAUUACGUGUUCUAUUAACAAAACGAUCAAGAAGCUUAAGAAACUUUUCAGGACAUGUGUCAUUCCCUGGUGGUAAAGCUGACAAUGACAAUGAAACAUUUGAAGAAGUUGCCAGACGAGAAGCCGAAGAAGAGAUUGGAUUACCAAGAGAUCCUCUAGUGCUGUCUGAAAAAUUUGAGAUGGCCAUCGAAAACAUCUCCUUGGAAUUCCCAUGUUACAUAUCACGAACAUUACUUAGUGUAAAACCAUUAAUCUGUUUCUUGCAUAAUCAUGUUGGAGAAACAUCAUCUGAUUCUAUCUAUGAGAGUCCUCUUGAUAUAUCUAAAUUUUUUGGAAAAUUAAAUCCUGGUGAAACUUCUUCUAUAUUUUCAAUACCAUUAAAUGAUUUAAUCGCUGAUACAUUUCCGAAGGCUUUAGGAUAUACUCCCGAAUAUAUUAAUCAUAAAGAAUAUGUUGGAAAUUGGGGUGGUAUCAAAUGGGAUAUUAGGCAUCUGUAUUACCCUGUAAAUAACCAAAAUGAAGCCAUUUGGUUAAAUGAAGUAGAGAGUCUCAGUUCUGAUGAAGAAUACGCAGAUAUGGGAAAAGUAAGAGAUGUUUGGGGACUUACUGCUAAGAUAUUAACAGAUAUAUCAAAAGUAGCAAAUGGGCUUAAUGUAAUGUCCCCACCAAGCAAAAGUAGCCAAUUACAUUUUAAUCAUGAAAAAUUGUUACAUGCAUUAUUUUAUUAUGGGAAACAAUUACAACCUACAGGCAGAUCUGAAUGGGAAAAACAAUUAAUAAAUAAUAACAAUAAUAUCAGAUACGAAGAUAAGAUACCAGCAUUCUACAUGGAUUAUUUACAGCAUUCAGGUAAAUUCUAA